Messenger RNA from Penicillium pulvis, 1617 nucleotides. Its product is annotated as sugar porter family MFS transporter. The record is from RefSeq and is a predicted model, not a curated record. Gene Ontology annotation, biological process: transmembrane transport; carbohydrate transport. Lineage: Eukaryota; Fungi; Ascomycota; Eurotiomycetes; Eurotiales; Aspergillaceae. The transcript has 4 exons. Bases 1 to 1617 code for a protein of 538 amino acids. Gene Ontology annotation, cellular component: membrane. Gene Ontology annotation, molecular function: carbohydrate:proton symporter activity.
AUGGGUUUUGCCUUGAAGAAACCGGACGAUGCGGUUGGCUCUGCUACUCCGGCCAUCGUCAUUGGCUUGUUUGUUGCUUUUGGAGGUGUUCUAUUUGGAUAUGACACUGGUACCAUUAGUGGUAUUCUCGCGAUGAAAUAUUGGCGAAGGACGUUUUCUACCGGUUAUAUCAACCCCGACGACCAUUACCCUGAUGUUACAUCCUCACAGUCCUCCAUGAUCGUCUCCCUCCUUUCUGCCGGUACUUUCUUUGGUGCACUAGGCGCCGCUCCCGUUGCAGACUACUUCGGUCGUCGGAUUGCCAUGAUUCUUGAAACAUUCGUUUUUUGCGUUGGUGUCAUUCUCCAAACUGCAUCGACAUCCAUUCCCCUGUUCGUGGCUGGGCGGUUCUUUGCCGGUCUAGGUGUCGGUCUUCUGUCUGCAACCGUCCCUCUCUACCAGUCGGAGACAGCUCCUAAAUGGAUUCGGGGAACCAUUGUCGGUGCCUAUCAGCUAGCCAUUACCAUUGGCCUGCUGCUGGCGGCCAUCGUCAACAACUCGACCAAAGAUCGCAAUGACACUGGUUCAUACCGAAUCCCCGUCGCUGUCCAGUUUGCCUGGGCCAUUAUUUUGGUCGUUGGAAUGCUUGUCCUCCCCGAGACACCCCGGUUCCUCAUUAAGAAUGACAAGCAUGAGGCCGCAGCAAAAGCUCUUGCCCGUCUUCGUCGAUUGGAUAUCAACGAUUCCGCCAUUGUUGAAGAGCUUGCUGAAAUUCAGGCCAAUCAUCAGUUUGAGCUGAGCCUGGGUAAGGCUACCUACCUGGAGAUCUUGCGCGGCUCCAUUGGCAAGCGUCUGGCAACAGGCUGUGCUGUUCAAGCCCUACAGCAGCUAGCUGGUGUUAAUUUUAUUUUCUACUACGGCACCACCUUCUUCCAAAACUCGGGUAUCAAGAACUCUUUUGUGAUCACCCUAAUUACCAGCAUUAUCAACGUCGUCUCAACUUUCCCGGGUCUAUACAUGGUGGAAAAAUGGGGCCGCCGGCCCCUAUUGAUGUUUGGCGCGGUGGGGAUGUGUGUCUCCCAACUUAUUGUGGCUAUCGUCGGUACUGCGGCAUCAUCAGAUGUGGCGAACAAGGUAUUGAUUGCGUUUGUGUGCAUCUACAUCUUUUUCUUUGCCUGUUCCUGGGGCCCCGUUGCCUGGGUUGUGACCGGUGAACUGUUCCCUCUCAAGGCCCGCGCCAAGUGUCUCUCCAUCACGACUGCCACCAAUUGGUUGCUCAACUGGGCCAUUGCCUAUGCUACCCCCUACAUGGUGAAUAGCGGCGCCGGAAAUGCCAACCUGAAGUCCAAGGUCUUUUUCAUCUGGGGUGGAUUUUGCUUCAUCUGCGCCAUCUUUGUCUACACUUGCAUCUAUGAGACCAAGGGUCUGUCGCUAGAGCAGGUGGAUGAGCUUUACGCCAAAGUGCCCGUUGCGUGGGAAUCGAUCAAUUUUGUUCCAUCUGUCCACUACACCGAUGUUCGUGAUGUCUCCGUCUCCAAUCCUGGUGAUCUCGCUCAACUUGAGACCCGGGCCAAUGAGAAACGCAGUGGCGAGCAGGCGACCCAUCUGGAAAGUAUUAGUGCAAAGGCCGAUGUUUAA